CUUAGUCCACAUGACCCGGAAGUGCUUGCACAUGGCGGCGCUGGGGUUGUGAAGGUGACAGUCGCCCAUUCAAUAUGGCAUACGCAGGGAUUCUCAGCGUUGCCUCCACAACCUUGAGAUGGGGGUUCUCCUCCCUUUCCCGGGCUCUAGCUCUACGUACAUGCCCUGUUUUUGUGCCCCAGGAAUCCAGAGCCAUGGCCACGUUAAACCAGAUGCACCGGGCAGGAAAACCUAAGCUCCCACCCCCCAAGUUGGGUCCCACUGGUGGCAACCCGCAGCUUAAGGGAGUGGUGCUGAAAACCAUGAUCAGGAAGCCCAAGAAACCCAACUCAGCUAACCGCAAGUGUUGCCGUGUGCGGUUGAGCAACGGAAAAGAGGUUGUGUGCUUCAUACCCGGAGAGGGACACAACCUUCAGGAACAUAAUAUUGUGCUUGUGGAGGGUGGGCGCACACAAGACUUACCUGGUGUUAAAUUAAAAGUAGUAAGAGGCAAAUAUGACUGUGCUCAUGUCAAGAAAAAGAAAUAAAUAGCAGAAUCAUGGACCCAAUUAGGCUUGACCGGCCAAAAAUGUAUAUGGAUAAGGGAAACUUCACGUUACCACAAUUGAAUGAGACUUUCAAUUUUGUGUUCCUUAACUGUUGCUCAGUUCUAAUAUUUUUCAAUGAAAUAGUAUUUCGUUACCAUGGAAGACAUUUAUUCGAGGCAGUGUUUUCUCAGUAAAGCUGAAGGACUAUGUGCGUAUUUAUACUAUUGCUACUUUUGUUCAGCCACAGUUAUCAUCAGCUUGACAUGGCCGAGGUCUAAACAAACUGGUCAUUAAAGGGAUGCUGAACCCAAUUUUUCUUUCAGGAUUCAGAUAGAGCAUACAAUUUUUAAGCAACUUUCUAAUUUACUCCUAUUAUCAUUUUUUCUUUGUUCUCUUGCUAUCUUUAUUUGAAUGUAAGCUUACUAGCCGGCCCAUUUUUGGUUUAGCACACUGGAUGGCGCUUGCAGAUUGGUAGGAACAUUUAGCCACCAAUCGGAAAGCUGUACCCAGGUGCUGAACUAAAAAUGGGGCGGCUCGUAAACUUAUAUUCCUGCUUUUUUAAAUAAAGAUACCAAGAGAACAAAGAAAAAUUGAUAAUAGGAGUAAAUUAGAAAGUUGCUUAAAAUCGCUGCUCUAUCUGAAUCCUGAAAGAAAAAAAUUUGGUUCAGUAUUCCUUUAAGGGAAAACGCCCCACAGUCAUACUGUAAGUCUAAAAACAACGGGGCUUUAUUUUACUGUCACAGGAUUAUCGCCUUCUUUUCAGCAGUCGCUGGGACCGUAUUUGCCAGGUAGUUCUUAUGUUUGAGGGGCACAGUUUUAAUUAGUUUCAGCUGUGAAAAUGCUACAUGGUUUUCACUACAUAACUGAAGUGACAGGCAACUAUGGUCAUAAUAUAGGUGAUUUAUAUAGUAAUUGCUAAAUUUGCUAAUUCCAAAAUUAAGAUCAUGUUUAAAAUAUUCAUGUUUGACCUGUUACAACUGUUGCAUAGUUAGCAAGCUUGUCCCAUUGCCACUUGUUUUGUAAAAAUUCCCUUAAUAAAUAUUUUUCAUCUAUAAA
This is a messenger RNA of Bombina bombina (fire-bellied toad), 1583 nucleotides long. It is a transcript of the gene MRPS12, whose product is annotated as mitochondrial ribosomal protein S12. Gene Ontology annotation, cellular component: small ribosomal subunit; ribosome. The record is from RefSeq and is a predicted model, not a curated record. Gene Ontology annotation, molecular function: structural constituent of ribosome. Bases 75 to 527 code for a protein of 150 amino acids. The transcript has 3 exons. NCBI's taxonomy places the organism in Eukaryota, Metazoa, Chordata, Amphibia, Anura, Bombinatoridae. Gene Ontology annotation, biological process: translation.